AUGAGUGGUAUGUAAAAGUUGAUAAUGUAUUAAAACAAUGAAAUAUUUUGCCUUUUUUACAGGCAUAUUUAGAAUCUAUGUAAGAAGGAAUUAAAAAUAGAUUAUGGCUGAAUUAAAGUCGAAAAAGGUUUUCAAAAAGUAAACUAAGAGAAAUACACAAUUUUGAACUUAGGGACAUUUUAAGGUAUACAAAUUACAGGAAGUUAUAAACAGUAUAAGACUAGAGUAACAUAAUCAGUAUUUUAAGCAUGCAUUACAUUAAGAAGCGCGAUUUCUAAAGAGUCUUAAUAACAAGUGAUAGAGUUUUUAGAUUUUGAAUUUUAUAAACUAUCA
Molecule: messenger RNA, 333 nt
Organism: Paramecium primaurelia
Lineage: Eukaryota; Ciliophora; Oligohymenophorea; Peniculida; Parameciidae
Source: the annotation of a GenBank genome assembly